Ipomoea nil (Japanese morning glory) is the source of this 558-nucleotide messenger RNA. RefSeq lists its product as uncharacterized. The transcript is spliced from 5 exons. The coding region runs from base 1 to 321 and encodes 106 amino acids. NCBI's taxonomy places the organism in Eukaryota, Viridiplantae, Streptophyta, Magnoliopsida, Solanales, Convolvulaceae. The record is from RefSeq and is a predicted model, not a curated record.
AUGGAGGGUCGAGUUCAGCAUCCUUCCACCGAAAUCCUAAAAUCUCAACUGUUUGAGUGGAAACAGCAGCUCAUAAGUGAUGUUGAAUCGAGUCCUAGUAUAUCUCAGAAACAGCAGCAGAUUUCUCAGAGAGAAGAAGCCGUAAAAGAAAAGAUUAUCUUGUCGCAGGAGAAGCACAUCCAGAGACUGAACGAACUCGUGCAAAGUCUCCGGGAACAGUUGCAGCAGUGCAAGAGUAACAACGAGACAAUGAAUGGCGGUCUUAGUUCCUUGGCAGAGAACGUUAUUGAACUCGAACGGCAGCAAAUUCUCGAGGACUAGGUGGCAACACUGUAAACUCUGCCACCCUUAAUCAUAUAUGUUGUUGAUUGGUAUCCUUUUAUCAACUAAUUUUUUUUUCCUGUGUUGUAAACUGUAAAGUGAAUAAAGAAAGAUAACUUCCUCUAACCAGAAAAUGCAAACAUCAAGACAAGAUGAGUUGUACUGUCCAUGUUAAUAGGUAAGAACAACUUUGUCUGAAAACAUAUCUGAAAUGUCAACAAACAAACCAUUCUAGUA